UCUCUUCAUGGUAUCAAGAGCCUUCCUCUCACGAGAACAUUAAAUCUAUAUUUUUUUUUCUAGUUUCUGCCAUGGCCGGCGCAAUCACCGCCACCACCCAGGUCAUCACUCUUACGGCCACCAACCACUUCCCCAUCAAACUCACGGCCACCAACUUUCCUGUGUGGAAAUGCCAAGUCCAAUCUGCUCUCAUUGGAUUGGGACUUGACGGUUAUAUCGAUGGGACCAUCACUACACCGGAUCAAUUUCUUGAUACGGCCAAAACACAAAUCAAUCCCUGUUAUACUAUCUGGUAUCGACAGGACAAAACCAUUAUCAGUGCACUACUUGGUAGCUGCUCGGAUACUAUCCAACCCGUUAUCUCAUCUGCUCUCACCGCCAAACACGCAUGGGAUAAACUCGAUCUCACCUAUGCGAGUACAUCUCGUGGCCGGAUUAUAUCCCUCAAAACUACACUGUCCCACACCAAGAAGGGCUCCCGGAGCAUUCCUGAUUACCUUACGGAGAUGCAGGCGAUUGCAGAUGACCUCGCUCUUGCUCAAAAUCCCGUCUCAGAUCAAGAUCUACUCGUCCAUAUUUUAAAUGGGCUAGGUCCGGAGUAUGGCGAUUUGACAUCUGCCAUACGUGUGCGUGAGACUCCCCUACCUUUUUCUGAGCUCCAGUCUAUUCUCUUGGAACGUGAGGAACGCAUACGUGAAGAAGCUGCUAGUGCUCCAACCUUGGUCCCCACAAUCAAUGCUACACAGCCAUAUUCCAGGUCAAACAUCCCAUUUGACCGCCGCCCUGCAACAGUUAAUGACAAGCGCCCAACUACUGGACCCAGGCGUGGACAUGGAGGCAUGCAUACCUCUGCUUCUCGUCCAUCCUCAAAUCUUAUAUGCCGAUUUUGUGAGAACCUAGGCCAUGAAGUUCAGGCGUGUCGUAAACUGCAACGAUUUCUGCGAGAUAAUAAGGUGCCAUAUCCAGCGGUUCCUAAUAUCCAGUAUACAACUGCGGCCAUGCCUCCUGGACAUCAGCCGUGGCUUUUUGACAGUGGUGCGUCGCACCAUGUAACUUCUGAUGCGUCCCAACUUCCGACAUACACUGAUUAUGGCGGUCCAGAUGAAGUCCACUUGGGAAAUGGACCGAAUCACGGGGGCGCCUCUACUACGAGGGGAGAAUCAUCAUGAUGUUUACUAUGCACCAGUUUUUCCUUCACCGCAAGUUCAUGUGUCUCAAGUCUUGGGUUCCUCUGCUUGGCAUCAUACGUUUGGCCAUCCGUCUUCUCGUAUAUUUAAGUGCUUAGUUCAUCAAAAUAAUAUUCCAAUUUCUUGUCAUGACACGGGCGUGUCUCAUUGUAAUUCGUGUCAUAUCAAUAAAAGUACAAAACUUCCG
This is a messenger RNA of Cuscuta epithymum, 1374 nucleotides long. Lineage: Eukaryota; Viridiplantae; Streptophyta; Magnoliopsida; Solanales; Convolvulaceae. The record is from the annotation of a GenBank genome assembly.